UCUGCAUGCAAAGGAAAGGAGAGAGGAAGGGAGAGGCAGACAGACAGACAGAGGCAGGGAGGGAGAUUGCUAGAUACACUACACUACACUACCACACAAUACAAUACAUGAGCAUUAUAUAAUGUGCCAGACUGCGCCUGAGUGAGCUCUUGGAAAUGAUUUUCUUCCUCCCUCCUCCUCCUCCCUCCCCUUCUGAGGUUGUUGCCUUGUGUCUUUCAGUUUGUGCAAUCCCCUCUCGCUCUCUCUCUCUCUCUCUCUCUCUCCCCCUUCCUUCCUUCCUUAUUAGUUCACUCAGGCAUCUAUCGUGAUUAUCCUGAUUCCUGGUAGUGGUAUCUGAUGCCGCAAGUCCCUUUGAAAUUGACAGAGAGCGAACAGAAGAAAGAAUAAAAAGCCGAGUGUCGAGCAGUUGGCGCUAAGUGUUGUAGACCUGCAGCAGAGAGCAGAGUUCGGUUGCAGACGAAGGUUUCGGUGGAGUUGCUUGCUCUUCACUGUGAGUCCAGGUGUGGAUUGUACCACUUUUUCAUCAGAGCAGACUCGAGCGAGAGGGAACUUGCGGCGGCAAACAUGGGUCACGUUGAUUUCAAAGUAAUUCUUGGAGUCUUGGGGAACAUCACUGCGAUCUGUCUAUUUACGUCGCCAAUCCCCACUUUCAUCAAAAUUGUCAAGAAGAAAACUGUGGCAGAUUACUCUGGCUUUCCGUAUGUGUGUACAUUGCUCAAUUGCCUACUGUGGGUUGUAUAUGGCCUUCCGGUGGUGGAGUUUCAAGUGCUAGUUGUGACCAUCAAUGCAGCUGGCUGUUUCAUUGAGUUUUUAUUCCUCACAUUAUAUUUGCUGAAUGCAGAAAAGAAAAUAAGGAUGAAGGUCAUGAAGCUCUUAAUGUUAGUUCUGGUUUCUUUUAUUGCGGUGACGGUUCUUGUAUUGGAAUUGAUAGAGGACAAGAAGAAACGCAAGACUGUCAUUGGGACUCUUUGUGCUGUUUUUGCGGUAGGGAUGUAUGCGUCUCCUCUCUCUAUCAUGAGAAUGGUAAUUCAAACCCGAAGUGUAAAGUACAUGCCAUUUUUGCUUUCAUUGUUCAAUUUUAUCAAUGGACUUGUGUGGUUUGGAUACGCAUUUAUUGGUGGAGUGGACAUCUACAUUGCUAUUCCCAAUGGAUUGGGUGCUGCAUCCGGUAUUGCCCAAUUAGCCUUAUAUGCUUUUUAUAGAAAUGCAACACCAAGAGAUGGAGAUGAGAAAGGCAAUCCUACUAAGGCUACAAACAACAAUUUUGCUUCAAUAGAGUUGGAAAAGAAUGGUGCACAAAAACAAUCUAGUCAUGUUUCUAAAAGCCAAACAAAUGAAAUAGUUUAAUAUGAUCUUUAGACUAAAUCAAGUACGAUCUACCUGAAUUGGCUUUAACUUUGUAUAAAUUUUAUGUUUUCAAUAAAAUUGUUGCAAAACAAAAAUUAAAAUUAAAAUUA
Physcomitrium patens is the source of this 1457-nucleotide messenger RNA. RefSeq names its product bidirectional sugar transporter SWEET4. The record is from RefSeq and is a predicted model, not a curated record. Gene Ontology annotation, molecular function: sugar transmembrane transporter activity. Lineage: Eukaryota; Viridiplantae; Streptophyta; Bryopsida; Funariales; Funariaceae. Gene Ontology annotation, biological process: carbohydrate transport. Gene Ontology annotation, cellular component: membrane.